UAACCCAAAAACUGCUAUUUAAAGCUUUUUUUAAAAAAUUCUUUCCUAAACCUUUGGAUUGUUUUUGUUCGAUAAUAGGUCGGUUAUGUUAUUUCUUCUCUUUCAAUUGUAAAUUUGUUAUCCUAAAAAAUGUCAAAUUCAAUGGAAAGAUACCAAAAACUCGAAUUUAAAGAAGGUCUAUCAAGAAUCCACCAUUACCCGUCAGCCUGCAAAGAUCUGAGCUUGAUUCUAAGAGAAGCAUAUAACAAGAUCCCCAAGAAUCUCCAAUCCGUCGUCGUUCAAGACACCCUCUUCGCUUUUCGUCUGCUUACCGAAAUGCAGACAAGUGGGGCGGUUUCAGCAGCUCAUGUCUUACUUCAGAGCGCAGAGGCCGUAUUGCCAAAACAGAAGAAAAAUUUGGCUGUUAAAGAAUUUAAAAAUGCUGUAGUUGCUCAUAAAAGGCGUUUGAAAGCUCGCCGAGACGAACAAAGUACUACUGAUCUGCCGCACGAUGUUCUGCUUCACAUAUUCAGCUUCCUGGACAUGAAAUCUUUAGUUUCUGCUGAAUCAGUCUGCUGGUCCUGGAAUUUAGCUGCUACUAAUGAUCAGCUCUGGGAGUCUCAAUAUGCCAUCUUUUUCGGUAACAAGUUAAAGACUAGGGAGCUCACUCAUUUGCAGGAUGACACAGUUGCUGGAGCGGGCAUUGAAUCGAAAGAGGCUUUUAAAAGAGCUUAUCUAGGGAAUUCAUCAAAGAGGUUAACAUCUAAUAGAGGAUUUUGUAGCCAAUGUGACACAAUAGUGUGGCUAGAUAACAUGAAAUGCUGCAACAGAGACCAUGAAGCCGAUUCUGAUAAUCAGCAAAUCGUGCCCGUAUCACCUCACCAGGUAAUUGAUUAUCUACUAAAUGGUUCAUCAAUUCUAUAUUCUUCAGAUAGUGAAAGUGAAUCAGAGGAAGAAUUGCUUUGCAGUUUAUGGGCCUAUCCUAGGCACUUUGCUAAAUAUGGAGUAUAAGUUGGAGCAUAAUAAGACAAAAGAUUUCUUCAUUUCUUUCAGUGGGCAUCCAUUAAAACACCCACAAAUAUAAAACAGAAGAACUUUCCAAAUUUAAUUUGAUUAUAGUCUAAGGUCUGCAAUGUAUGAAUGUAUGAACCUUCCAACAGGUAGUUGUACAAGUUGCUAGAACUAUGCCUAUAAUUUAUUUAAUAGUUGUUC
This is a messenger RNA of Mercurialis annua (annual mercury), 1191 nucleotides long. RefSeq names its product F-box protein At5g52880. The record is from RefSeq and is a predicted model, not a curated record. Bases 130 to 990 code for a protein of 286 amino acids. Gene Ontology annotation, molecular function: protein binding. The transcript is spliced from 6 exons. NCBI's taxonomy places the organism in Eukaryota, Viridiplantae, Streptophyta, Magnoliopsida, Malpighiales, Euphorbiaceae.